This is a messenger RNA of Trichomycterus rosablanca, 1186 nucleotides long. RefSeq names its product high mobility group nucleosome binding domain 6 (gene hmgn6). Gene Ontology annotation, biological process: chromatin organization. Gene Ontology annotation, cellular component: chromatin; nucleus. The record is from RefSeq and is a predicted model, not a curated record. The coding region runs from base 115 to 408 and encodes 97 amino acids. Lineage: Eukaryota; Metazoa; Chordata; Actinopteri; Siluriformes; Trichomycteridae. Gene Ontology annotation, molecular function: nucleosomal DNA binding. The transcript is spliced from 6 exons.
UGUGUGUUUACUACUGAGUCUUUACAGGAGAAAGAGAAGAGCACAUAAAGCUCUGUCCCAAACAAAAACUCUGCUUUUUAGUUACAGCUGAAAGACCUCCUGCAGCAAUCCAACAUGCCCAAGAGAAAGCAACACAGUGCUGAGGGUGAUGCAAAAGAGGAACCUCAGAGGAGAUCUGCACGGUUAUCUGCAAGACCGGCUCCUCCCAAACCUGAACCCAAGCCAAAAAAGACAGCGAAGAAAGAUAAAGCUGUAAAAGACAAGAAGGAGGAGAAAAAGAGCAAAGGAAAGGGCAAGGAGUCCACAGAUGCUGAAGCUAACGAGGAGAACCACUCGGAAAACGGAGAGGCUAAGAGCAAUGCGGUGGAUGAUGCUUCUGCAGACAAGGAGGGGGCCAAAUCUGAGUAGCACCAUUUCUUUUCACCAGCCCCUAUAUUUCCUGUCCAGCUCUCCCUUGUACCUUGUCCCUUCAGAAGCGCUCCAGUCUCACAUGGUCGACUUGCCCAAAACACCCCCCUUCCGUGUUGGUACGGAGAAUAUUUUUAUCAGUGAUUUUAUAAGUAUCAGUACAGAUUUUUAGCACAAACUGAAGCUGAGCAGAGCAGCUCGCACAUCUGCAGCAUCAAAUUUGUCGAAUCUGUAAGCUCAACAAUGAACACAGUGGUUUUUUUUAAUGCAGUUUCUUCAGUGUUUCUAGUUUGUUGGUUUAGUUUGAGCAGAACUGCUUCUAGUUUUAAAUGCUUUUUUUUUUGUCCUGUUUUGUUUUUAUUUUCACACCGCGUUCAUGUUCUCCUUGUAUCUGAACUAUUAUUCCCGUAUAGUAACGUGAGUUUUCUCCUUUUUUACCUUCUGUAUGUGCAGUGAGUCUCCUCACUUUCUCUUCUACUAGAUUUUUUUUCCACUUUAGUGUAUUGUUCUUAAGAGGAAAAACAUCAAACAUUCCAGAGAUUACAUGGUCUGAUUAUUUUUUUCAACCUUUCCUGCAGUAAAAAACUAUUUUUUUUAAAUUGAGAACAAGAAAAUGAAGAGCAGGUCAUCAAAACCAAUGCGAUUAUGAUAUUUUCUAAAUGUUUUUAGAAUGAGGCUAUUGAACUAAUAGGAGAACUAAUAUGGAAGUGUGCAGGUGUCCAUGUACUUGAUCUAAUGUUCUGGAUGUCUCAAUAAAGAAAAUCUUGGAAUUUCCUCA